ACCAAGAAAGUCGCCUACGGGGUUCAUUAUGAUUACAAUCAAAGGGCGCAGGCUAGUCUCUGAGCCCCGUAGCAUCACAACUACGGAGGCGCAGUCCUCAGGUGCACAAGUUAUACAGCAACAGUGCAUCGUGUACAUGCAAGAUGUUGCAUUACUUUCAGACGUGAGGAUCUGUGUAGUAUGUAAUAACCCUGCUCAUGGUAGCUGUAGUAAUGAGAAGUUUGAUAGAACAAUUGGAGUGUCUCAAUUUACCUGCAACAUAUGUCUAAACUGUAUAUUUUGUAAUCAACCAACGUCUGCUGCACAUGCAUGCGCGAUCUGCGAUCGAUCACAACAUUAGGUGUUCUACUAGUAAUCCACAACACGAAGGAUUUGGAGGGUUGGUUGUUUUCCAUGCUUGUGGGAGUUUGGAAGAAGGUGUCAGCAUUUUACAGCAAUGGGGUGUAUUGGCAACAGAGCAAACAGCAGAUACAACCAGCGCAAUAAUAGGUACGUGCACGUGCAUUCUGCGGCAUCUGAUUCAAGGGUAUACUUUCAAUCUACUUCGA
Sphaeroforma arctica JP610 is the source of this 548-nucleotide messenger RNA. RefSeq lists its product as hypothetical. The record is from RefSeq and is a predicted model, not a curated record. The transcript has a single exon. Lineage: Eukaryota; Ichthyosporea; Ichthyophonida. The annotation marks the transcript as partial.